AUGAAGCUGCAGAUUCACUUCGGGUCAGGGACGUUCUGCGUUGACGUCGAUGACGACGACGACGACGCGGACUUCCUCGUGCCGCAGAUGGUGCGGCUCGUGCAGCUCGUCCUCCCGCACCUUUUCGUGAAGGUUUUUCUCUCACGUGAGGGCGCCGAUCUGCCGCACGUGGUAGCGCAGGCGAUAGACGAGCCGCUCGCACGCCGGCACAGCCUGCACAACGCCCUGAUGCGGACGCCAAGCCGCACCAACGCCAGCACGACGGCUGCGUCCGACGUGCAGUAUCAUGUCAUGCUGCAGGCUCAGACCAAAACGUUCGGGCCGUUGUUGAUCAUCAACAGGAAGCAGUGGAAUUUGACACGCGAGGUAGUCCUUCGUGAAGAAAAAGAACGGCAGCAGCAACAGCAAGAGUCACCUCCAUUAGCCCAGCACGACGCUGUGGGGGAGGCGGUUAUGAGCCUAGAGGUGGUCAUGCUGCAAUAUAAAGCCGACAGUGGUUUCCUCCACGUCUGCAAGUACGAUGAGCUGGCGGCAGGGUCGUCGCCGGUGUCAUCGGCGUGCCACGAGCACAGCGCGACUCACGUCGUCGGCGUCACCGACACGCGCGGCAACACACUUGGUGAGGUUCGCCUCGAACCCGAGCGGCCGCCGCUCCGGUGCAAACUCGAAGAGGCUCUGCAGAAGAUGCUGCCCGCACCGCUGCGCCCGCUGCGCAUGGCGUAUCGUGUGUAUGGUCAGCGAGAGUUGCUGCCGCUGGAGAGCGACGCAGACGUCGCCGGCCUCGUACGCGAUGUGCAGCAGUUCAGCUGCAAAAACAUUCUUAUCGUCGCUGCACUUCCGUCACGCUCCUGCGCAACACCAACGGGUGCGGCUGACGUGCGUGCUUCUGUAGAUGUCAAGGCGGCUGUGUCGAAGGCACCACCGCCACAGGUGCUCAGCGAGGAGGAGUCUGCAAAAGCGCAGCAUAAAAACGAGGAGACCCGUCAAAUGGUUGCCGCGUAUGCCCGGCUCAUGCAGGCGCUCCGCCACGGGGUCCCAGCGACGCCACGGGGAGAGCAGGCGACGACGCGGGCGACACCACCAUCGCCUUCACGCAAGAAAAGCAUCAGCAGGAGUGGUAGCGGCGGUGCUGUUGGUGAAGGGGCGGCAUGUGACUCGAGCGGUGGCGCCUACCUCCGCGUGCGCUACGAACUCGACCCGGUGGAGGUGCAUGUGACGGGGCCCAUCACAGAGAGCGAGCUGCAGCGCCUCGCCGACGCCAUUGUGGCACGCUGUGUGCGUCACAACGAUGAUGACGACAGCGGCGGCAGCAACAACAGCAGCAAGGCUACCGCUGGGAAAGAACCGCGGUUUGAGCGGGUGGCGAGCUCUAUGUACACCUUCUGCCUGCGCGACUGCGACGCCUUCGACGAUGCGCAGGUGGCGGCACUGGAGGAAUGUCUCGUCGAUGUCGUCACGAGUUUCGGAUGCCGGAGGGUGGAGGAGAACGGCCCGCUGCCGUGCGUCUGA
Messenger RNA from Trypanosoma grayi, 1509 nucleotides. RefSeq lists its product as hypothetical. The coding region runs from base 1 to 1509 and encodes 502 amino acids. NCBI's taxonomy places the organism in Eukaryota, Euglenozoa, Kinetoplastea, Trypanosomatida, Trypanosomatidae. The record is from RefSeq and is a predicted model, not a curated record. The transcript has a single exon.